Danaus plexippus (monarch butterfly) is the source of this 5495-nucleotide messenger RNA. RefSeq names its product formin-like protein. The transcript is spliced from 17 exons. NCBI's taxonomy places the organism in Eukaryota, Metazoa, Arthropoda, Insecta, Lepidoptera, Nymphalidae. Gene Ontology annotation, cellular component: cytosol. The record is from RefSeq and is a predicted model, not a curated record. Gene Ontology annotation, biological process: cortical actin cytoskeleton organization; regulation of cell shape; cell migration. Gene Ontology annotation, molecular function: small GTPase binding; actin filament binding. The coding region runs from base 489 to 3683 and encodes 1064 amino acids.
CAAGUAUAUCAAUAGUAAUACAAAGGCAAAUAGAUUAGUUUAGAAAUUUGUGUACUUGAAUCAUUUCGAAAAAUGUUUGUACUUCAAGUAUCAAUAUAAAUUUAAAAAAUAUAUUACACUGUGAUAGCAGUGUUUCUAGAUACGAUACGUUUCUGAUUGUCAUAAUCUGUGUUAUAGGUUUCGGAACGGCCUUCUGUUUUUAUUGGCUGAACAUCUGUCAAACAGUUUCGACUGAUAGCGCGAAUAGUAACUUAACUAACUUCACAUUUAAAGCUACAGCCCGCAUUUUGGUAGUGGACGUGCGACGCCUUUGCAUUUCCGCAGCGCUCCUCUGUUUUGUUUGAUGAAUUCGAUUUGAGCAUUUUCCUAUAACCAAUUUAGUAUAAUGUGACUCUUUUUUUGUAUGUGAUUAAGUGUGGUUCUGUGAUAAAAAUGACCUAAUGUUUCUUAAAAGUGCUUGAUGGUUUUCUAUGAGUGUUUAGUGUAAAAUGGGUUUGAUUACUUCGAGGGAUCAGACAAUGUUAGACGGACCGGUCGGAACUACCAAGAAUCACCAUGUCCGGCAGCCGUCCACCAGAAAUCGUACCAAGCCCCCCAUGCCGGACAGAGAUGAAUUAGAGAGUCGAUUCAUCAAAGUUCUGGCGUCCAUGGACCUGCCGCCAGACAAGGCAAAGCUGCUGCGGAACUAUGACUUGGAAAAGAAAUGGGAGAUCAUAUGCGACCAAGACAUGGUGCAGGCGAAGGACUCGCCCGCCCACUAUCUCAACAAACUGAGGACCUACCUUGACCCUAAGGCGUCCAGGAGUCACAGAAAGAGAAAGAUGGUCGGUGACUCCACGUCGACGCAGGUUCUUAGGGAUUUAGAAAUAUCACUGCGAACUAAUCACAUCGAAUGGGUCCGUGAGUUCCUGAACGAUCAGAAUCAAGGUCUGGACGUGUUGAUCGACUACCUCAGCUUCAGACUGAGCAUGAUGAGGCACGAACAGCGAAUAGCACUCGCGAGGAGCCACUCCACAGACGCCAUCAACCAAGCGAACACGACGACUUCAGAGUGCAGCGGGCCGGAGAUGGGUGCGGGCUCCACGUGGCGGCGGAGGGCGAGGUCCGCGGACUCAGAGGGCGAAGGCCCGGGGGCGGGGUCCCCGGCCGCGGCCAGACGGAGGACCAGGCAUGCGGCGAGGCUCAACAUGGGCGCCUCCACUGAUGAUAUACACGUCUGCAUCAUGUGCAUGAGGGCCAUCAUGAACAAUAAGUAUGGCUUCAACAUGGUGAUCCAACAUCGCGAGGCUAUCAACAGCAUAGCCUUGUCCCUGGUACAUCACUCGCUCAGAACGAAGGCACUGGUGUUGGAACUGUUGGCGGCCAUCUGCCUGGUGAAGGGCGGUCAUCAGAUCAUUCUCUCCGCCUUCGAUAACUUCAAGGAGGUGGUCGGUGAGCCGAGGAGGUUCCACACUCUCAUGGAGUACUUCAUGAACUAUGACAGCUUCCAUAUUGAGUUCAUGGUGGCGUGUAUGCAGUUCGUCAACAUAAUAGUACAUUCAGUAGAGGACAUGAACUUCCGGGUGCACCUCCAGUACGAGUUCACGGCGCUCAAACUAGACGACUACCUCGAGAGGCUGAGGCUCUGUGAGAGCGAAGACUUACAGGUCCAAAUAUCAGCGUACCUCGAUAACGUGUUCGACGUGGCGGCUCUCAUGGAGGACAGCGAGACGAAGACGGCGGCCUUGGAGAAGGUCAAUGAACUGGAGGAUGAAUUGGGACAUGCUCACGAGCGGCUGGCGUCCUUGGAGAGAGAAGCCAUCGCUAAACAAGCAACGCUGGAGGCGGAACUAGCGCAAGUUAGACACGAGAGAGACCAGCUCGCUGAAGCACGGAGGCAGGUCGUGGAGGAGGUGUCGACUCUGAGGAGAGCUCAGCAGGACUCGAGGAACAGGCAGUCGAUGUUGGAGUCGAAGGUGCAGGAACUGGAAUCGCUGACCAAGUCACUACCGCGAGGAGCCUCCAUGGGUGCUAUAUCCUCACACGCGCUAUGUAACGGCACGGGUCCAGUCAACGGUCACAUCUCUCCUCCUGCUCCGCUAACCAACGGUGACGUCCACCCCCACUCCACCCCGCCGUCCCCUCCCCCCGAGGCGCCUCUCCCCCCACCCCCGGCGGCUCCCCUGCCCCCUCCUCCUCCCCCUCCACCUCUGGUGGCUCCCCCUCCCCCCGCCCCGCCGGCUCCCCCCGCGCCCGGCCUCAUGGCGCCCCCCAUACACACGGACGCCAUGACCAUAAAGAGGAAGGUCGACACCAAGUACAAGCUGCCGACACUCAACUGGAUCGCGCUGAAACCAAAUCAGGUGCGCGGUACGAUCUUCAACGAGCUGGACGAGGAGCGACCCCGACGGAGGAUCAACUUCGCCGAGUUCGAGGAGAGGUUCCGUAUAGGGGGCUGCGGUCCGGCCCGGGAGCCCGACGACCUCGCCUCCUUCCCCAGCAAGAGGUUCAGGAGACCCGACACUGUGUCGCUGUUGGAACACGCGCGGCUUAGGAACAUCGCGAUCUCCAGACGAAAACUGGACACGCCCGUAGAGAAGGUCAUCGCUGCGAUACACAACCUGGAUCUGAAACAGUUACCUCUGGAGAGUGUCGAAAUACUCCAGAGGAUGGUGCCCACGGAGGCGGAGCAGAAGGCUUACAAGGAGUACGUGGCGGAGAAGAAGAACGUCAACCAGCUCACGGAGGAGGACAAGUUCCUCAUGCAGCUGGCCAGGGUCGAGCGGAUCUCCGCCAAGCUGGCCAUCAUGAGCUACAUGGGCAACUUCUUCGACAACAUACAUCUCAUCACUCCGCAGAUCCACGCGAUCAUAUCCGGCUCGUCGUCCGUCAAGUCGUCGCAGAAGCUGCGGAACGUUCUAGAGAUCAUUCUGGCCUUCGGUAACUACCUGAACAGCAGCAAACGCGGCCCGGCCUACGGGUUCAAGCUGCAGUCCCUGGACACGUUGAUGGACACCAAGUCGACGGACAAGCGAGUGUCGCUGUUGCACUACAUCGUGGCCACCAUCAGACAGAACUUCCCCGAGCUGCUGAGCUUUGACGCUGAGCUCCUGUACAUCGACAAGGCAGCGCAAGUGUCGUUGGAGAACGUGGUAUCUGACGUGUGUGAGUUGGAGCGCGGUAUGGAGGCGGCGCGGCGGGAGAGCGAGGCGCGCGGGGCGCACGUGCUGAGGGACUUCGUCAACAACGCCGCGGACAAACUGCGCAGACUGCGCGCCGAGACCAAGCACGCACAGGACUCGUUCGCUGCGUGUGUCGAGUACUUCGGCGAGGCGCCGCGGAGCUGCGACGCGAACGCUUUCUUCUCGCUUCUCGUUAGAUUUACGAGAGCCUUUAAGCAAGCUGAUGCCGAGAACGAGCAGAGGAGGCGGCUGGAGGCCGCGCACUCAGACGUAGACCCCGCGAGGGCAAAGGUUGCGCACAAGAAACAACAGGAGGCGGUAAUAAACGAACUGAAAACGAAAUCACAGGCUGUGGAAAAGAAACUUCUUCAUCAGGACGAAGUGUACAACGGGGCCUUAGAGGACAUCCUGCACGGCCUACGAUCGGAGCCCUACAGACGGGCGGACGCCGUCCGACGCUCACACCGACGCCGAAUCAAUUCACACCGUCUCUCCAAGGGUCUGGAGGAACUGGACGUAUGAUACGAACCAUCCAGCGAACCGCUGGAUUUUUCAGUACAGAACGCCGUGAUGUCCAUAGACGCCAAGUGCGGCUUCUUCACGGCCAAGAAGAAACGUAAAGACUUGGAGAUGGUCCACAAGAAACCGAUCGCCAUCUACAACAUAGAGGACAACAUCGACUUCCCCAGCGAGUACCACAGAAAGCCGAAGGCGUCCACAUACAAAGUGGCGCCCUCCGACUACGAAGUGGAGGGUAGUUGUGAACUCAUCAAGACUACCUACGAAGUCAUAUCCAAGUACACGCGGGCGAUGUUCGACAAACAGAACGAGACGGUCGUCUAACACGCACAUACAGACACACACACACACGCACACACACACACGCGCGUGCAGAGGACAGAUGUGAUGUAUUUUAUACCGUAACACUGACACCGAGCGUCCAGUGCUAUUUUGAUAAGUGCAAUAUUUAUAUAAAGACAAACGUUUGAUACGCCCGCGAUUCAUUCCACACAACCAUAUUUUGCUAAGACAAAUUUACAGCGUUUUCUAUUUGUUUACAACGAGCUUGUUAGCUGACGGUUUUUGUACACGUUUUCGGCGCACGCCGCUCGGAGCACCGUUAUAUGACGAUUGCAGCAUUUACCGAGUAUAUUGAAUCAGUAUCGCUAGAUUGUUGACAUGGCCUUCGAUAUACGCACAGUUUUUUAACCGACUUUUUAUAUAAUCGAUGUAAUUUUUACAAGUUUAUAAUCGUAUUACCAUAGACUAGUUAUGUUUAUAAAUGAUACAUAAGUAUAUAGUAUUUAUUUUGUAUCGUCUUAAAGUAACAGAGUAGUUUAGAUUUUUUGCAUUUAAUAGUAGCAUUUCGUACAGUUGUGAUAAUAUUUUUUUUUUAUUUUGAUAUGGCAACAUUAGAUUUCAAUGACAAACGGUUAUGAUUUUUUUCUCACAGCCAUCAUGACAGUUCUGUACCUAAUUUUAAUAAGAUCCGCUGUAUGUUCCGUUUCAUUAUUGUUUGUGUAAUUAUUAUUUAUUCUCAAUAUUCGGAUACAACUGAUCUGAUAGUCAUUCUCGAAAUAAUCCAUUUGUAAAUAUAUUAUUUUCUUGAUCGCUGUUCAUUGAUUGUAAAUAUUGUAUAAUUUCGCUUAACUCAAGAUGCUUGAGGUGAUUCUGUUUGAUAGAUUAUUAUGGUUUUUAUUUAGAGCCGACAUGCACGAUAUAGUAUAUAACAAUUUAAUGUUCAAACAUAAUAUAUUUAUCUGUGUCAAUAUUCAGUUUGAUUUUUAAUAAUUUCUUAUAAUUAUAGUUUAGGUCAGAGUGCUUUUGAUCGGUGCUUAGUAUGCACUCGUCUUAGUUUUUAAUUUUAUUUAUUCAGUUUCAAAAUAUUGCGAAAUUCAUGCCUGCAUCAUAACAGGGUUGCAUUGAUUUCAAACAAUAAAAAAAAAUGUUGAAAGUUUAAAAGUUAUUUCAUAUAAUGUAAUCUGUAUAUUAUUCUCUCAUUAUGAUUCUUAAAAAGAAUACGUUUGAUUAGUUAUAAUUUUGGGAACGGUUACAGAUAUGGCACGAGUAUAGCAAGGACAAGAAAAAUUAUUAACACUUUAGUCACCAGAAGUAAUGAAAAAGUCAAGAUUAUUUGAUUUUGUUUGCUGAAAUCUGAAUGAAUCUUUACAGAUAAAAACACUGUCACUUCUAUAACCUUCUCGCGAUUACAAAGUAGUUUUAACAUUUCCAUUGUAUAGUUGUGGUGUCGAGUGUACAUGAGUUGAUUUUGUUCAUUGCAUGUAUUUGCUAGCUUAGAAACAGUAUUCAGUGAUGCAAUAAACAUUAACAUUA